Molecule: messenger RNA, 2220 nt
Organism: Chaetura pelagica (chimney swift)
Lineage: Eukaryota; Metazoa; Chordata; Aves; Apodiformes; Apodidae
Product: oxysterol-binding protein 2-like
Exons: 15
Coding region: 1-2220 (739 amino acids)
Cellular component (GO): membrane; intracellular membrane-bounded organelle; cytosol
Molecular function (GO): cholesterol binding
Source: RefSeq, a predicted model, not a curated record
AUGAGCCAGCAAUGGGCCCUGGUGCCCAAGAAGGCCAAUGGCCUCCUGCAGGACAUCAAGAAGAGUGUGGCCAGCAGGACACAGGCAGAAAUGGCCCACACGUGUCGUGGGACCAUCAACCUGUCCACGGCCCACAUCGACACGGAGGACUCGUGUAACAUUGUGCUUUCCAACGGGGGAAGGACCUACCACUUGAAGGCCAACUCAGAAGUGGAGAGGCAGCGCUGGGUGACAGCCCUGGAGCUGGCCAAAGCCAAGGCCAUCCGCAUGAGGAACAACCAGUCAGAUGACUCGGGCGACGAGGAGCCCGCCUCGCAGUCGGAGCGGAGCGAGCUGCACGGCGCCCUGAAGAGCCUCUCCAGCAAGCUGGAGGACCUGAGCACCUGCAGCGACCUGCUGGCCAAGCACGGGGCCGCCCUGCAGCGCUCGCUCAGCGAGCUGGAGACCCUGCGCCUGCCCCCCGACAGCGGAGAGAAGGUCAAGGCGGUGAACGCGAGGGCCACGACCAAGUGUGACUCCUACUCAAGUGUAGACAUCACCCUUGUGGGUGUGUCCAUCGUAGAUGUCUUUGCUGUGGAUGUUUCCAACAUGGGCUACUCUGUUUGGCUCUCAGGGAGCCCACAGAUAGAGAAGCAGGCAUGGCUGGGCCAUGAGGUGCCACCUGGAGUGAGAGAAUCAGGAGAUUGGGGUCUGCUGUGGGUCAGGAUCUACUCCCAGGCAACUGGCAAGACAAGAGGCCCUGGCCUGAAGCUGCUCCAGGCGUGCCGGGAUUUCCUGGAGCUGGCCGAGGCUCACGGGCGGAGAUGGCAGCGGGCGCUGCAGCAUGAGCGGGAGCAGCGGCUGCGGCUGGAGGAGACCAUCGAGCAGCUGGCCAAGCAGCACAACAGCUUGGAGCGAGCCUGCCGGGGGGCACCCAGUGCCACCCCUGCCCCCAAGGGGGGUGUGCAGUCUGCCAAGGGAGAGGCCAGUGAUGAAGAUGAAGAGACGGAGUAUUUCGAUGCCAUGGAGGAUGCACCAGCUUUUAUCACUGUAACUGCAGACCCCAAGCACCACAGGCGUUCGGGCAGUAACCUGAGCGGGGCCAGCGAGGGCCACCCCGAGGACUGGAACCUGGAGGACAGUGUCUUUGAAAGCUCAAAUCAAAGUAGCUACAAUGAGUCCACUUGCAAAGAUCUCCUGCCAAAGAAAAGGAGACGGACACGCAUCCCAGACAAACCCAACUACAGCCUUAACCUCUGGAGCAUCAUGAAGAACUGCAUUGGAAAAGAGCUCUCUAAGAUCCCCAUGCCUGUGAACUUCAACGAGCCCCUGUCCAUGCUGCAGAGGCUGACGGAGGACCUGGAGUACCACGAGCUGCUGGACAAAGCGGUCAAGUGCGAGAGCUCCACGGAGCAGAUGUGCUUCGUCGCCGCCUUCUCGGUGUCCUCCUACUCCACCACCGUCCAUCGCACCGCGAAGCCCUUCAACCCCCUCCUGGGGGAGACCUACGAGCUGGACCGGCUGGAGGAGCUUGGUUUCCGUUCCCUGUGUGAGCAGGUGAGCCACCACCCCCCAGCAGCCGCCCAUCACGUCUACUCCAAGCGAGGGUGGACGUUGUGGCAGGAAAUCACCAUCGCCAGCAAGUUCAGGGGCAAAUACCUCUCCAUCAUGCCACUGGGUGCCAUCCACCUCGAGUUCCACUCCAGUGGCAAUCACUACGUCUGGAGGAAAGUCACCUCCACUGUUCACAACAUCAUUGUGGGCAAGCUCUGGAUUGACCAGUCUGGUGAAAUAGAGAUUGUUAACCAUAAGUCAAAAGAUAAAUGCCAGCUGAAAUUUACCCCCUACAGCUACUUCUCCAGAGAUGUCCCCCGAAAGGUGAGCGGGGUGGUGAGUGACGCUGAUGGGAAAGCCCACUACGUCAUGUCUGGCACGUGGGACGAGAAGAUGGAAUGUUCCAAGAUCGUGCAGAGCAGCCACGGCAGCGCGGGCGCCGAGGGCAAGCAGAAAACCGUCUACCAGACGCUGUCCCCAAAGGUCCUGUGGAAGAAGUACCCCCUUCCGAGGAGCCGCCCUCACCCCGUGUCUCUCGGGACAGGCAAGGACUACGAGGGUUACGUCCCGCUGUGGUUCGAGCGCAGGGUGGACGCGCUGACCGGGGAGCUCAUCUGCGUCUACAAGGGCGGCUACUGGGAGGCCAAGGAGAAGCAGGACUGGAGCACGUGCCCCGACAUCUUCUGA